Pseudozyma hubeiensis SY62 is the source of this 873-nucleotide messenger RNA. RefSeq lists its product as hypothetical. The transcript has a single exon. Lineage: Eukaryota; Fungi; Basidiomycota; Ustilaginomycetes; Ustilaginales; Ustilaginaceae. The record is from RefSeq and is a predicted model, not a curated record. The coding region runs from base 1 to 873 and encodes 290 amino acids.
AUGACCCACUCAACCCCGAUCACAGCCAGCGGUAGCGCAUGCUCGUACACGCACCAAUUCAAAAAACACUUUGGCGAUCGACCUGUAGCCUUCGCCCUCUCCGAACGAUCUCCUUCACCCUCCAGCCGUGCAACACGGGAUCCUUUCGCCGCUUCAUCUUCUUCCACAACCUCCUCCAUCGCAUCCAGCUCUACACUUGCCACUCCAGCACAAGCCGUCGUUGAUGCGGAGACCCACAACACGUUGGCUAACCUAGGUUGGCGAAUUCGAUCACGCAUCAACCAAGGAUAUACACGGACGAGUACUUCGCUGGAUGAUCCGACGAAUGCAAAGUUUGGCUCAGGGAAUGGUGGGGGUUUCGUCUCGGAACGCGAUGUGCUCAUCAGUGUAGGCAAUACAAGACGCGGAUGGAGUCGGGUCAGCACUGCACCGAACGUCGCUUCGAACUUUGAUGGGUUGAGAGUCGACACUCAGCCUCAACAGACGAUUGAACCGCGGAUGGAGGCGACGAAGAGAAGUAGAAGGUUAUCAGAAGGCGAAGAGGAAGAUAUUGUUGAAGAAACCAUGGAUGCAUAUACAGUAGAAGCGAGGAGAAUCGCCGGUCUACCCAAACUCUCCUUUUCGUCAUCGACUUCGAGCAUCUCCUCGCAAAGUUCCUUCUUCCCACCUUCCCCCAACCAUCUCGCUCCUUCAAGAAGCUUCGUGAGAUCACACAGCUCGAAGAUCUCCCCCUUCACUUCAGCUACAGCGGAAAGAUUCGCCGAUGGACGAGCUGAGAUGGACAUGGAUAUGGACAGCGAUGCGUUGGUGACGGCAAAAAGGUUGGAUGUCGGGUAUGAUUUCUCCAGUCACUUUGACAGCACUGACUUUUAA